Morus notabilis is the source of this 2180-nucleotide messenger RNA. RefSeq names its product serine/threonine-protein kinase tricorner. Gene Ontology annotation, molecular function: protein serine/threonine kinase activity; ATP binding. Bases 130 to 1653 code for a protein of 507 amino acids. Lineage: Eukaryota; Viridiplantae; Streptophyta; Magnoliopsida; Rosales; Moraceae. Gene Ontology annotation, biological process: peptidyl-serine phosphorylation; intracellular signal transduction. The transcript has 12 exons. The record is from RefSeq and is a predicted model, not a curated record.
UCUCCUCGUUGUUGCAUUAAAUAAGGAGCUUCCGAGCUUCGGAAUUCUAGAGAGAGAAAGCUGAUACUAUAUAUCCUAGAGAGAGAAAGAGAGGUUUUCGACGUCGCACUAUACUCGGAGGGAGAGAAAAUGGAGGAUCUGCAGGAGGAAGAAAACGGAGAAGAGGAGGUGCAAGGGUCGAGCUUGACGAUGGAGAAGGUCGCCGCGGCCAAGCAGUUCAUAGAGAACCACUACAGAGCUCAAAUGAAGAACAUUCAGGAACGAAAGGAGAGACGAUGGCUUUUAGAAAGGAAAUUGGCUUCCUCAGAUGUACCUGAGGAGGUACAGAUCAACCUAAUCAAAGAUUUAGAGCAAAAGGAGACAGAAUUUAUGCGGCUCAAAAGGCACAAGAUAUGUGUGGACGAUUUUGAGCUUUUAACCAUUAUUGGGAGGGGAGCCUUUGGUGAGGUUCGGUUAUGUCGGGAGAAAAAAUCUGGCAACAUUUAUGCGAUGAAAAAGUUGAAGAAGUCUGAAAUGCUUAUGAGAGGACAGGUGGAACAUGUUAGGGCUGAGAGAAACUUGCUGGCUGAAGUUGGCAGCCACUGUAUAGUCAAACUUUACUACUCAUUCCAAGAUGCUGAGUUCUUAUAUCUGAUUAUGGAAUAUCUGCCUGGUGGUGACAUGAUGACUUUGCUUAUGAGGGAAGAUACCUUAUCUGAAAAUGUUGCUAGAUUUUACAUUGCACAGAGUGUGCUGGCAAUAGAAUCCAUUCACAAACACAACUAUGUUCACAGAGACAUCAAACCUGACAACCUUCUACUGGAUAAAAACGGUCACAUGAAACUCUCAGAUUUUGGCCUCUGUAAGCCUCUUGAUUGUACAACUUUACCUGCACUGCAUGAAAAUAGAACUAUGGGUGACGAAAAUUUGACAGAACCAAUGGAUAUCGAUGGAUGUUUAACUGAUGCGGAUAAUAGGAAAAGCUGGAGGAGCCCUCGUGAACAGCUUCAGCAUUGGCAGAUGAAUAGGAGGAAGUUGGCGUUUUCAACUGUGGGAACUCCAGACUAUAUUGCUCCUGAAGUACUAUUGAAGAAAGGAUAUGGGAUGGAGUGUGAUUGGUGGUCACUUGGAGCAAUAAUGUACGAGAUGCUUGUUGGUUACCCUCCAUUCUAUUCAGAUGACCCAAUAACUACUUGCAGAAAGAUUGUUCAUUGGAGAAACCACCUUCAUUUCCCAGAAGAUGCAAGGUUGACACCUGAGGCUAAGGAUCUGAUUUGUAGGAUGCUCUGUGAUGUUGAACAUAGGCUGGGUACUGGAGGGGCACAUCAAAUUAAAUCUCACCCUUGGUUCAACGGUAUAGUGUGGGAUAAACUCUAUGAGACGGUGGCAGCGUUCAAACCAGAAGUGAAUGGAGAGCUUGAUACCCGGAACUUCAUGAAAUUUGAUGAAUUGGACCCCCCAGCACCAACAAGAACUGGCUCAGGACCCUCUCGGAAGUUGCUCUUAACUCCUAAGGAUCUCAGCUUCGUUGGCUAUACAUACAAGAACUUUGAUGCUGUAAAAGGGCUUCGUCAAUCUCUUGGCGAAGCUAGGGCAGGUCAUGGUACUAGCCAGACACCAGAGGAAAUAGAGGUUCAAAUGCUUGCAUCGUCAGGUGAUCCCAUGUUACCAUAGUUAUAUCAUGAGAUAACACAAAUGGCAAGCAAUCCCAAGAUGCAGAUGUUGCACGCGCCUGCUUAAUAUAGGCAGUGCUUAAUGUUAUUAUCUGCAUUUCAUGUGGACUGGAUGCCAAUGCUAUUUUCAGAACAACCUUAUAAGUGUACAGUAGUCUUUGAAGAGCUUCAUAAAAGCCGAGGGCUAAUGAGACUUUAGUUUAAAGUUUUUUGUGAAUUAGAUUCUAGAAGGUAGGACAGAGAAGUGUGGGCUUUUCUUGGCUGCCCAGGUUGGCAGUUAGCAUACUCGCCUUCGCUAGUGGCAGUAUCUGGUCAAAAUAGUAUUAAGGAAAAACUAGUAAGAAACUCCAUGGCCGUUUACAGAAAAUCUGCCCUUCUGGGGAAAGCCCAUUAUUGGCCGUGGAGAAAAUAGUUGUGGAAACAUGUUCCCUCAAUUCGCAACUCUUGCCUCGAUUAUUGAGGUUGUUAAUUGUACUGGCCUGUUUUGCAUCCCUAAUUGGAUCAUUCUUCUUUCUUUGUUUCUUGAUG